UCUCAGCCGUCUCUCUCAGCGUCUCUUCUUAUUAUCACGAGCUGGUUGCACGGAACGCAGAAUGUAAGUACACAUGUAUAUUCCUCCUUCUUAAAACCCGCCGAGAGAGAAUAACCCGCUAAGAACCGCAUGGCCAGCGGACCAGGCGAGUUUGGUUUUGGGAGAUUCCUUGCGUCUCCGGCCUAUUGGCGCAUCGGUGAAUCUCCGACUUUUGUCCACUGACUAGCUUUCUAUGUGGACUUUCUUAAAGGGAUUCGUUUCGUUCUCUACGUCGGGGAGGAUUGCCUGACGGAGCCAAAAGAACGACUGCAUGGGAGGCCAACCAUUGACAACCAUUUUCGUGGUCUAUCAUCAGUGGUCAAUCUUAAAACCCGUGCUCCUAACCUCAUAAAUUUUACACCGCUUGCCGAGUAAUGUGAAGCCACCUUCUAAGUAAGAUACCUUUUUCUCUUUUAAGUCGUAUUGACAGGUCCCUUUUAAGUGAACAUUCCCAUUUAGUAGAGUUUCAAUGCACUGAAAAAGAUUUUUUCUUUUUCAAAAACCCCUCGGGUAUAGGCCGAGACCCCGUCUUAGGCUCAAAUUUCACUUAACUUAAGCUUUGAUUUGUGUAAAAAUUGCUCGGCUUAUAGCCGAAUAAAUACAGUAGAUCAGAGAGGACUUGAUAUAGCCGAGGAUUUAGACUGUCUGCGAUGCAGCUUAUAAAGUUCCUGAAUUUAAUGAAAUGUGUAAUAGUAUCGUCACAUCCCGAAUAUCUGCACUUUAUACUCCUCAAGAUCAUUGUUUGUUAUUGUUAUAUCGAUUACUACCGAUUUUUGUUAAUCGGUGAUGAUCGAUAAUUUAUUUUUUCCGUGACUUCGAUUUCUAUCGAUUUCCGAUAUCAAUCGAUAGCUGAUCGGCGGAUUAGAUCAAUUGAUUUCCGAUAACGAUUUCUAUCGAUUAACUACGCCUGGAAUACUAGCAAAGAUUUUAAUGCAGUUCACAAAGUCGUACUCUGGAAAUCACACAGAAUCUUUUGAUCUUUUACACGUUUUGGACGAAACGAUUACGCCUCAGCGCGCAGCGAUUUCGGAACCCGUUCUGCUUGUCCAAUUAACCUUAAAAGGGACAGUAUGAACUCAGAAGACUUAGAAGAAUUAAUUCACUCCCCACAAAUCAAAGUUUUGUUAGAAAUCAACCCAACAAGCCCUGGCCUUGUUAACUGAAUGCUUAGCUUUUGGUUAAAUGCGUGAAACGAUAAUUUCAGUAACCUCAUGGUCCGAAACGCACGAAGCUUAAGUUUCAAGUACAGGAAGUUUUUACUUUGCACUAAUGACCCACUAAAGAGUUAACUCAUCAGCAUGGCCCACACUAAUUUGAUAGCGAACAAAUUGCCAUGCCAACCUAAGCUGGGUAUUUUUAAGUUACUAACGUUUUGAAAUUUCACGGUUACGAUCGAAAGUUCUGAUAGUGAAAAUGCAAGAAGAGGUUUCUGCUGACAUCUAGUGACGGAAAACUUCCACCAGGAACACCAGGUUAACUUGAGUUGACCAAUUGAUGGUGUGAUAGUGAUUAGUUGAAGUAAUAAAAAGGAUAAAAGAUAUUUUCCGUCUGAUACAAGAUUGUUGCUUGUUUUUAAAUAGACUUUUGCUGGGCACGUUUUUCACGGAACAACAUGAUCACGGUUCUCGGUAAUUUCCCGCUGACUUUCAGAGCUUUUUUUUUUACCGAGAAAGCGGACUUGAAAUACUGAAACUGAAAAGUUAACCGAAACUGUUCAGAGCUAAGACCCUAUUAGGAUAUUUUCAGCGAUGAAAUCAAGUUUACGGCGAGAUUUGGAGAGCACAAGAGUAGAACUUGGAAAUUUCUUAAUAUCGAGCUGGGAACCCCAGGCAAAAAAACAUGAGUAUAAAUACUGAUGGGGUCGACUAGCUCUGGGUUGUACCUUAUGGCUGAAAGUUUGUAUUUAUAUUUUAUUCUUAACCUCGUAUUUCUAAUAAUCGAGCCUUAAGAGGCCUUUAAUGAAAUUUAACCCCUGAUCGUAACUAAAGCCUUCAGCAGAACAGCCUACUUUGGGCAUGAUACGGGGUAAAGGGGGGCGGGGGGGUGCAUCGCAAGAAGGUUAUCAGCCCUAUGAUCACAUAUAGAAAGCAGCUCGUGGUUCAAAUUUAUGUCAUUCUUCAAAGUAAAAUGUUUUCAAAACUAAAAGUUUGAUAAACAUUGGAAACUGAGAUAAAAAUUGGGAAAAAGCCAGACCGUCAGAUUAUAUUCCGACCGGAUGCAGUAGCCAAUUCUGCCGGAACAUAAGAAAACAUGAGAUUUUCCCGCGCUCAAAACCACCAAGCACGCACGGGUUUCGUUUAAGCGUGACUAAGGAAGUAUCAUUCACAGCACAACAUUCACAACGAACGAAGAAUCGAGAGACGUAGAGAGGAGACAAAAUGGAGGUUUCACGGCGAAUAGAGUUCUCUUCGCCCGGAUUCAGAAGAAACUGCCGGCUGUCUCAGUGCUGUCUAUUUGUAGGAAUUUAUUCCACCUCUCAAAACGUGUACCAAUUGUAAUGUAUAAUAAAAUCUUCAUAUAGAACUGAGGUAGGACAUCAAGAACGUCCCUGGUCACAAAUAUGUAUAGAUCGAACUUUGAUUUAACCAAUCAGAACACGCUAAGAGCCUUAAGCGACACGGGAACAUGACGAGGUCGGUUGACCACGACUGAUGCAUGUACUCUCGGUAGCAAUUCAAAACUGAAAUCCGCAUUGCCUAGCCGCACGUGCCUUGUCCAAUAUCAGUUGCGAGCAAUUUGUUUGUGGUAGUUGUUGUUGUUUUGGCUUGCUUUUAUCUUUGUUUUUAUCUGUUUCAGUUCAUACUAUACUCUGCAAGACGUACAAAGCGUAUCAAGUUUACUUCCUAGUACAGUGUUCACUCGCCAACAAUUUGAGCGGUGUCACGUCGAUUGCACUCCACGCAUUCCAUGGCUUCGUUUUCAUUCAUACCCCUACAGGCAUAUCCGCGUUCCCCACUACAGUUUUUUUUGUUGCUUUUUGAGGGGAGCGGGGUCGUCUGUACACCGGUUAGUUCCCACUGAUGACCGACGUCUUUGCAAAUUGAAAUCGGGAGCUUUGUUCACUGUAAUUAAUAUUUUACCUUCUAUCGUGAGAGUAAUUAUUGAGCAAACAAGUAAACAGACCCCUUUGUUGACAUUAUUACUUUAAAAUGAAUGCCUUCGUGAUUUUUUUCAGCAACAGCUUUUCCGGAAAGAUAACGAGUCAAGGGCAUUUCAGAAAUCCAAAGAUUCGAAAAAAUCCGGUUAAAUAACCACCUCGGGAACUCCAAGAAAAUCUAGGAAAAACUGAUAGGAUAUAUACGAGAUCAAACUUCCAGGUACAAAUCAGUCAGCUAGAGGUUAAACGGAAGAGAGAGGUGUAAGAUUGGCUUUAUGUAGCGAAGGUAAUAUUGAAAUAGAUGAGAUCCGUAAGGGCGCAAAUUGAAAGCUAUCAUUCUCUGAUUCUGUGAUUUUAGUGCUCACGGUUUCCUAGCCUGCGAAGAAGGCGCUUGCANGGUUCUAGGAACUAAACGAAGCUUUUUACAGGGACUGUCCAAGUCCAACCCCUCUACCCUUUUAUUUAACAUUUUUGACAGAAAGGGUACUCCUUUCUUAGUACCCUCCAUUGACCAAUGGUACCCAUUAAUUUCACAUACCUCGUUUAGAACGCUGAAGCCCUUUUAACUGCUGUAAAUACACUGUCUUAAUGAAAGGUACGAAUAGCUCACUUAACCAGGAAGCUCUCUUGUAUUUUUUUACAGACAGCCAUAAAAUGCAUCUGUUAGCCCUUCGUAGGUCUCUUCACAAACCCAAACGACAGAUUUCCCUACCCUUUCAUAUACUUCAACUCGUUAAAUCCCUACCUGAAAAAGGUACCCGUUUCAGGCGGAGCCUCCUUGUAUGGGACAUUAUAGGGUGUACCAGCUACUACCCCCCGGGAGCAAGUCAUGUUCUCCCAAUUUUUAAAUUGGACACCAUGAAAACAACACUAGAUGUGGGACUUUUUGAUAGGAUAGGCUUAUCAUUUACCUUUCACACUGCCGCUCGAACAACGAAGUAUUUGAUAACCCGUGUAACGCAAGCACACAACUGUGAAACGGGGAAGUGUCAAUACUAAAAAGACUAGCCCCUGUUGUUGUUGUUCCUAUUUGUUUAGUUCUGACAGACUUUUAAGAAAUUCAGGAAAAAGUUCUUAUUAAUUUGGGUGUGAAUCCGCGAAAAAGCGAGUUUUUUUCGACAGUCUUUUAUUAAACAUCAAGUUUUUGAGGCCUUGAACUCUGGAGCAGAACAGAAUCCAUCAACUGCAUCGACAUAUAAAACGUUGCCAGUCAUAAGAAUUAUUAUUUUGACAGAAUAAUCAUUUGUAUUUUCCCUUUUUGCACUUCUCCGGGAAACUCUUGGCGAUUAAUUAGUUUAGAGCGUCCGGGGUCAGAGACAUGUAUUUAAGGAAUAGUGACUAUUUAUAUAAAGCAGGCUUCCACGAUUUGAAGGAAAAGUUUUGGGAAUUUUUAUUCCAUUUUCUGAAGAUCUAAGUUUCAAUUGCUUCCCUUUUCCUGUUCAUUGCUAUCAAUAAUUAAGGAUACUGUUCGAUGAAAAUAUAUUAAUUGUCUAUUUUUUAGAACUACUGGAUUCUACGAACUGACCGAUUAUCUUUAAACCGGAACAACUGGAACAAAAUUGUGGGUCAGAGAAAAUUAUAUUUCUGCGGUAUUAAAUAUUCCGAAGAAAUUCGUGCUGUUUUCAGCGUGUCACAAGUGUCUGUGACACUAUUUAAAUAAAUUUAAUAUUCGAAGCACGCAUCGGUUGAUUUGAAGUUUAAUUUGGUCGAUUGGCUUCAAUACUUCGAACGAGGAACCAAUUUAAAUGCGUGACGUGACUGCUUCCUGCACCAACAAUAGCACAAUCCACUUCCGCCCACACACGAAUAUAUCUUAUCGCUAAUGACAGCAAACAGGAAGUUUUAAAGGUGGUCAAAUAAAACGAACGCAGUUCACGACAUCAUUUUAACUGUACGUGUUCGAUCGAUACUACUGAGCUACCCGCGCUUGGAUCUGCGAAAAGACUGAUACAAUUUCGAGGUAAGAAUUUAGUAUACAUUUCUUUACUUUUACCACUGGCGAUCGUCGAUGCCAGAGCGAGAAAUUUCAUUUAUCAAAUUUACAGUAUGGAAAUGAAAAAAAGGAAGAUCGUUCGUCUUCAGGGCUUGAUUUCUUAAAAAAACUCCUCAGUUACACGGCAAAGCUGUAGAGAUUUUUAAUUAAUUACGAGUUGUAGUCAAGAUUCAGUUUUUUUUAAGUCGACUCUGCAUAAUCUUUGUAGAUCUUCGAUGAUCGCGGUAGUUGGAAUGGCAAAUACACCGCCGGAUAAGCUAGAAAACAUAGGCUACAUGAGGAGUGACAAAGCAAAACUGGCAUUUAAACUCCGUAGAACCUUGAAUCAAACAUUUUUAGGCUUUUUCUCACAGUUAAGAACUGGUUUAAGGUUGUGUUGUACUACCGCUAAACGAAGAAAUUGUGGGCGAGUGGCGAACCGGAAAAUGUAAGAACAGACAGAGGGCAUUUUUUCUGCUUAUCAAUGGUCGAAGCAGGUUUGAAUCGCAGUUUUUCUUCACAAACCUCAAAGACCAUAACAGCUAGUACUUUAAUAAUGAUCCUUAAGUUUUUAUUAAAACCUUUUAUGUGGUAGAAACUAUGGAGAACUGACUGUUUACAACCUCAGAACAACACCGGAAGUUUUAACGUUCUUAACUACACUGCGGGGGAAGACUGCGGGGGAUCACGAACAUCAGCCUGCUUGCCUUACAAAAACUUAUUCGCUAAUUUCUGCGAAAGGUAUUUAGUCAGAACAGUGGAUGUAAAAGAACGAUCCUAGUGGUUCAAAUGUAAACAACUUAUUUCAAAACGACAAUUAGAAGAACGGUUGUUAAUUAAAACUUCUUUUAUUUCAUUUCCAUUUUGAAGCUCUCCACUCGGUAUGAAUUUUUGUUAUUAUUAUUUUUUGAAUUUUUGCACUGAAUUUGCACUAUGGCAUAUGAUGAAAAAAUUUUCUCAAAGAAUAAUCCUGGCGUCCUUUUGCCAAAGAACAACGCACAUACAAUCUGCCCGCAUAUUUUAAAAGAUAUAGUAGGUCGCUUAGGUCAUCAGACUUCCUUCCGCCUUGGGCCUCGAGUGUUUGAAUAGCGAUGAAACAAUGGACCACGCGCAACGUAAAUAUUGCCUUCUUUCGGUUUUGUUUUGAUGUAAAAUAAAAUAUUUGUGGUAAAAGAAAAGCUGUGGUCUGAAAGAAAUGAAACUUCUGCUUAUUCCACUUUUUGACGGAAUAUUUCUUUUUAAAAUGAAAAUAAAAAGAAGGAAAAGAACGCUGAAGUAGUAGACAAUUGCAACCAGAAAUGAAAGGGUACUAGCUUACAAACAGAGCCUGUUCACAGGCUAAAAGUGUUACGUGUAAAAACGGGAUGAGGUUUAUCCUCUGUGGGUGGCCAUGUUAAAAUCGAGGGACAGUUUUGUCGGAUCGGAAAUCUCCGAUUACUAUCCGAACUAAGAAAACUCGGUUUCCAAAACACUCCACUCGGGAAUACCGGAAAAAUGAUUUUCUUGGGUUAGAUAUGUAACAGUUUUUUCUAGUCACAUGCGUGUCACAUUCACCAUACAGGUUUAAUUGGGCAUAGGAUUACUGUAAGACUAAACAAAACUGAAGAAAAUAACAAUCAUUCAUCAUUCUUCCUCCUUUGUUUCAGAAAAGAAGCCAAAUACACAGCUUAGCUAAAUUCUGAUUAACAAGGAUCAUGUCUUUUGGUAAGUUUUGUGAUAAUAUAAAAUUGGAUUUAUCGUGACAACUAACAUGCUCUCUAAAAUCUGGUUUAAAUGUCCCAAUGUAAAUAAGAAAAUAAUCGUUCAUAAAGUUUUAUUUAUUUAUUUAUUUAUUUAUUUUAUUUUUAUUUUCUUUCUAAAAAUAUGAACGGACUCUGUUUUUCAAGGCAGUCUGCCAAUAUCUAUACUUCGUCUUGUAUAAACUAGCAUCACAAAACAAAACAAGUCUCGGCAGGAUCGACGUAAAUGAUAUUUUACUCACAUUUCUACCAGUACAUGCAGUGGCCUGUUUGAAUUUAUUUAUUUAUUGAAAAAAAAAAGAUUAGAAAUCCUCAUAAAAAGAAAUUAAAAUGAAAACAAAAACUUACCUUGAAAAAAUGAUCAACAUUGAUAGUGUUUUAAUAGCAAACUGAGAUCUUUCAUUUUCCUAGAAAGUGAAAAAGUAAAACGAAAACUUGUGAACGCUAUGUAAAUAGAAAUAGGCUGAAAAUAUGUCAUUUUUAAAUUUUAUUACAAACACAUGAACUCUAAAAUAUGAUCUAAGAAAGUACGGUUUAUUGAAGUAUUAUAAGAUUUAUUUAGAGCAUUCAGACGAGUACAAAAUUUCCUUUCACCAGAAACUCUACGCAAGCCUAACAAAACUGCUGUUCACCUUUGGGAGUUUCUGCUCGAUCUCCUAUUGGACGAGAAAUGUGGUCACAUGAUCUGCUGGAUCAACCGAGAGGCGGGAGAAUUCAAACUGAAAAAUCAAGAGGAAGUCGCGAGAAGAUGGGGCUGCAUAAAGCACAGGCCGGGCAUGAAUUAUGACAAACUGAGCCGGGCAUUAAGAUAUUACUAUCAGAAGGGAAUAAUUAAGAAGGUAUGCAAAGUAUGACGUUUCUUUCGCUGCUUAGUUUAGUAGGUGAAAGGUAUAAAAUGCAAGAGCACAGGUUGCCCAAGCACAGACUGCGAAAAGGAAUUCUGACAAUUUUGUGUAUUAAAAAUGCGAGAUUUUUCUGCAUGCAAUUUAUAAGCUUAAACUAUCAUGUCACUCACUAACUAUAAACCGUUUUUGUCUGGUCCUGUCUUUAAAAAAUAUAUAUAUGAAGAGAAAAUCUGCAUGGAGUUUUAAAGUUUUUAGGUUUAGAAAUUAUUAAGCACUAAUAGUUAGAACAAGUGGAUGAAUUUUUUUUAAGUAAAGACCUUAUGUUUUUUUUUCUUACAUGUAGGUUAAUGGUCAAAGGCUCGCUUACAAAUUUGUGAAACCGCCUUUUGGAAAAUCGAAGGAGCCUGCUCCACAAAACGUUCCCGCGCAGACAAACAUCAAUGCGCCCUCGACUACACAAGAAGCAAAGAAAGAAGGAGAAGUAAAGAUACAGGAAGUCGAAAACAAGGAAGGAGCAGCCAUUCCCGUGGUGCCAUGCGUGCGGACAGCCGCCGUCACGUUGCCACAGACAAGCGUUACCACGGCUUCGAUGGGUUUUAGGAUCAUUCAAGCCCCAUUGGUCAGUCCUAAUCACAUGACCUGUCCCAUUUCAAUUUAUCCGUAUGUUGUUCCUUGCGUCAUCCCAGCAUGCCGUCCUAUUGAGAUCAUCAAGUCAUAAAACAAAGAACGUUGCUGAUUGGACAAUAAAUGAUGAUGUCAUUUUAUUUUUAACGUGUUUCGUGUUUCAAGAAAUAGAAAUAAUCACUUCAGCGUAGUAAAUAGGCAACUUUGAAAAAAUGGCUUCAUUUUAAAGAAAUCCGCCAAGAAGUUGAACAUAUUAGAAAGAAUGAUUCAACAUCGCAUAAAUUAUUCACGUACCAUCGAAAAUUGAUGAAUACAUUCAUAUCUUUUUUAUCGAUCAAAACUUUUUAUUAAUGGCGUUCAAUAGUACAUAUAUUCACAAAUAGAUAGCCUUUUAUCGUUUUAUCCAUCCAAAAAUUUCUUCUAACCCAAGUGUGAACACAUCAUCUGAGUUUUGUUUUGUUUAUUUUCACAGAACAAGCCGCCAGCACUUAUUUGAAAACGAGUGUUUAUUGAGAUAAAAAUUAUGUUCUGUAAGACUUAGGAAAUAAAUGAUAGGCUUAAUAACAAUUAGACAGAAGCAAUGACAGAACUUUUAAUCCUGUGUGUGGCCAAAAACAUUGUUCAAACGUAACCAAACGUACUUUGCAAAAGAACUGAAAAUGAGGUCUCACUUUGUUCAGCAGUAAUAAAUAGGCAAAAGAUUCGGAAUAAUUAUACUUUGCUGGGAAACUGCGCACCUACCCCUCCCGUAAGCCAACAUUUUGCCCUAAGUGAGAAGUAAGAAUUAAUGUUGGUUUAGGGGAGGGAUAGGUGGGCCCAAGAUUCGCCACUGUUAAAAACGAGAUGGAAACUGGACUUAGUAAACGUUUGCAAAGACCUCUGGGGCUGUUACUAUAGGAACAGUGAAAAAAGGCGCGUCCCCAGUAACCAUCCCAGAAACACCUGCGAGACGCAUUUGGGAUCCAUUUUCUUUCUCAUUUCUAAAGUGGCAAAUGGUCACACCAGUCUAAGAUUUCAUCCUCAGACUCAAAAGUAAGUGGCAAUCUAGAACUCUGAAUUUGAUAGAGCUAAACUAUUUGACUAAUGAGACAGGUCCGAAGCCAAUGAAUAUUAAUUUAAGUUUAGAUAAAAUGAGAUAAUAUUUUGUACAUAAAAUUGUCAAUGUUUAGGUGCC
Messenger RNA from Porites evermanni, 9490 nucleotides. The record is from the annotation of a GenBank genome assembly. NCBI's taxonomy places the organism in Eukaryota, Metazoa, Cnidaria, Anthozoa, Scleractinia, Poritidae.